AUGUCUGGAUUGUGUCCAGUAUGUAAUCAUGAACCAGAAACCAUUUUGCAUUGUCUUAUUACUUGCCCUUUUGCAAGGGAUUGCUGGGUUACUUCGGAUGUUGGAUGGUGGGGUGUUGUAGAUAAUUUCCCAGCUUCGUUGUCAAUGAUUCAGACUCAGUGUGAUAGGCAACAGGUUCAAAAAGCUAUUAUGAUAGCAUGGGAGAUAUGGAAUGCAAGAAAUGGUAUUGUAUGGAAGCAAAAGCAUGUUGUUCCUUAUACUGUUCUUCAAAAGGUGCAUCAUUUCCUUCAGGAGUGGCAGCUGGCAAGAGUUUCCAUGGCUUCUUAUGAUCUAAAUACAGUUCCUGCUGUAAUAAAAUGGCAACCACCAGAUGCGGGUUUGAAAUGUAAUGUAGAUGCAUGUUUUGAUGCAGCAACAGGGUUGGCAGGUGUAGGUUUGGUGAUAAGAGACAGUAAUGGUCAAUUUGUUGAAGGAAUGUGUAAAAGUCUAGGUUAUGACCAAAAUUCUUUGAAUGCAGAGGCUAUGAGAGUAAGAGAGGCUUUAAGUUGGGUUAAAGGAAGGUUGUUUAAUAUGCCUCUGGUGAUGGAGAUGGAUUGUUUGAUGGUGAAGCAAGCCCUGAAUUGUAUUUUGCAUGAUAAUUCUUAUUUUGCUACUUUGAUUCAUGAUUGUAAGUUUCUUGUUAGAGACGUUGCAUCAUUAUCCUUUUCUUUUGUCAAAAAAUCAGCGAACCAAGUCGCUCAUGUGUUAGUAAGGGCUACUGAUUCUAUGUCUGGUUUAGCGAAAUGGAGUGUUAGCCCUCCAGCUUUUAUUCAUGAUGUACCACCUUUUGGUCUUAACAAUAAUUAA
This is a messenger RNA of Hevea brasiliensis (rubber tree), 846 nucleotides long. RefSeq lists its product as uncharacterized. Lineage: Eukaryota; Viridiplantae; Streptophyta; Magnoliopsida; Malpighiales; Euphorbiaceae. Gene Ontology annotation, molecular function: nucleic acid binding; RNA-DNA hybrid ribonuclease activity. The record is from RefSeq and is a predicted model, not a curated record. Bases 1 to 846 code for a protein of 281 amino acids. The transcript has a single exon.